Molecule: messenger RNA, 1469 nt
Organism: Rhopalosiphum maidis (corn leaf aphid)
Lineage: Eukaryota; Metazoa; Arthropoda; Insecta; Hemiptera; Aphididae
Product: pro-resilin-like
Exons: 2
Coding region: 120-848 (242 amino acids)
Source: RefSeq, a predicted model, not a curated record
GGGUGGUGGUUGUAUAAAAUAGCUGAGCAAUUACAUACAGCCAUCCAAUAGUCGGUGUAAGUUCGGUGACUAGUCAGUGAAUUUAGUGAUCAUUAUUUUCUGUUUUUUAAAUUUUCAAAAUGAACGGUCUUCUGUUGUGUCUCGUCGUGGCCACGAUCGCCAUCGUCACCGCUGAACCACCAAGCAGUUACAGCCGACCAUCGUUCGGAGGCCAUUCGUCCGGCGGUUUCGGUGGUUACUCUUCCGGCGGCGGUGGUGGAUACUCGUCCGGCGGCAGUGGAUACUCGUCCGGAGGCAGCGGUUACUCGUCCGGAGGCAGCGGAUACUCGUCCGGCGGCGGUGGAUACUCAUCCGGCGGCAGCGGAUACUCGUCCGGUGGAAGCUACGUGCCAGUAGCCCCAGGACCGUCCACAUACGAAGGACAGUACGUCGACGGACAACUGCUCGAACAGAUCAAGCAGAUCGUGCUCAGAGACGAAGCCCAAAACUCCGGAUCAUCCGGCGGAUAUCCUUCCUCGUCCUACGGCGCCCCGUCAUCGUCCUACGGCGCACCUUCAUCGUCCUACGGCGCCCCGUCCUCAUCUUACGGCGCACCGUCCUCGUCCUACGGCGUCCCAUCAUCGUCCUACGGAGUCCCGUCCCAAUCGUACUCGAGCCGCGUUGUUGGCGUUGAAUUGGAACAGGUGAAACCAGCCAUCCAAGUGGCUCAAUUCCAACAGUCCGGCGGCUACUCAUCCGGCGGUGGCGGCUACUCUUCCGGUGGCGGAUACUCCUCCGGCCCGUCGUCCUCGUACGGAGCUCCCUCCAGGCCGUCUUCGUCUUACGGAGCACCAUCGUCCUCUUACUAAUAGCGGCCGGUGCGCUCGAUUCGUCGACACCAUCUCGCACGAAAAACACCUCAAACCGCUGCAACCCGGAAAAUAUCAUCAUAACGUACACAGACUCCUCCGCUCUUCCGACGCCGCCGCGUGAUCGACCUGUACAGCUUUUACUGUUAUCAUAUCAUACACUCGCCAUCUCUGCGAUCUUCUCUAUUCGUGUAUGUUAUAUUAUAAAAUAUCAAAUAAACCGCGAGUGUACGAUACAUUAUAUUAUAACAGCAAUACGACGCAUCGUCGUGUGGAUGACAUAUUAUUAUAUUUUUAGUGAGCACAACGAAAUGUAAAUAUAUUAUCAUCAUCGACACGACAAUAACGCCGACACGGGGGCAGCGACGCGAAAGAGCACAUUUUUUUCGUAUUUUUUCUAAAAUGUAUUUUUUUUUAUACUUUGUUAUAUAUAUUAUAUAAUGUUUUUUUUUAUCUAUUGUUAUACGCGUGUAGUCGAAAAUUUAGCCAUAUCGCAUAUUUACAUUUGACAUAAUAUUACAAUAUUGAAUAUUAGACUAAAUGUAAUAUUUGUUUGAUCAUUUUUUUAUGUAUAAAAACAACACGGUCAAAAUAUGAGAGAUAAAAAAAAUCUAUUUUUUA